Messenger RNA from Patella vulgata (common limpet), 8971 nucleotides. Its product is annotated as palmitoyltransferase ZDHHC17. The transcript is spliced from 15 exons. The coding region runs from base 9 to 1958 and encodes 649 amino acids. Gene Ontology annotation, biological process: protein palmitoylation. Gene Ontology annotation, molecular function: palmitoyltransferase activity; protein binding. Lineage: Eukaryota; Metazoa; Mollusca; Gastropoda; Patellidae. Gene Ontology annotation, cellular component: Golgi membrane. The record is from RefSeq and is a predicted model, not a curated record.
AAAAGAAAAUGGCGGAAGUCGAUCCCGAUUGCAAUCCAAUCCAGCCCCUUUUAACCAAGGGAGGUCAGGAAGCGAAAGAAACCAGGGUGGACCUGGAGAAACCCCCACCUCCUCCCUUUAUGCAACCAGGUGUGGAUGAUUUCAAGAAUUUUGAUAUAGUUAGAGCCGUACAAUAUGGGGUGUUUGAUCGAGUACGGGAAUUGGUGGAUGCCGGAUAUGAUGUUAAUGAAAUGGAUAAAGAAAAUGUCAGCCUUCUUCAUUGGGCUGCCAUCAACAACAGAGCUGACAUUGUGAAGUAUUUGAUAUCUAAAGGUAGUAUAAUAGAUAGAUUUGGUGGAGAUUUAAAUUCUACUGCUCUUCAUUGGGCAACAAGACAAGGUCAUUUAAAUAUGUUGGUAUUAUUGAUGUCGUAUGGUGCAGACCCGUCUUUACGUGAUGGGGAAGGUUGUAGCUGUAUACAUCUAUCAGCACAGUUUGGUCACACAGCUUUAGUGGCAUAUUUAAUAGCAAAAGGUCAAGAGGUGGAUAUGGUUGAUAGAAAUGGUAUGACCGCUUUAAUGUGGUCAUCACAACGUGUCUUUGGGUUUGAUCCCACACGAUUAUUACUGACGUUCGGAGCCUCGGUUAAUAAACCUGACGAGAACCUGGGUAAUACGCCACUGAUGUAUGCGUGUUCAACGGGUAACCAUGUUGUUGUCAGAUUGUUGUUGAACCAUGGAGCAGAAAUAGAAAUAACCAAUACAAAAGGUCAGACUGCUGUCGAUUUUGCUUUGGAAGCUAAAAAUCCCCCGUUAGUAAGAAAAUUACGAGAAGAAAAUGCAGCUCGAUUGGCUAAAAAAGGUGGAGUUUUAGGCAGAUUAACUACUGAUAAAGUGAUAAAGAAAUAUAUAAUGUAUAUAAUUCCGUUUCUUGUGAUAUUUGUUGUUGGUUAUAUACCUGAGAGUAAUAUAGACUGGUAUGCUAAACUAUGUCUAGGUAUUGUAGCAGUUAUAGCGUUUAGAUUUUUAAAAACGAUGUUUUUAGAUGAGAGUGUGACACAUAUAAUGCCUGUAGCUAUUUAUUUAGCCACCAAGUUUUGGAUGGUAUAUACGUGGAUUUUCUAUCUAAUACCAUAUAUACAUUCUAGAAAUCAACAUGUAGCUUUUAUGAUCAACAUUUUACUACUCACGUAUUUUUUCUAUAAAGCCUUGAAAACAGAUCCAGGUUAUUUAAAAAAUAAUAGAGAAGAUAAAAUAAGGACGAUAUUAGAUUUAGCAGAAACCCAGACUUUAACGUUAGAUCAGUUUUGUAGCACGUGUUUAAUACGCAGACCGUUAAGAUCUAAACAUUGUUCUAUAUGUAAUAAAUGUGUGGCGAAAUUUGAUCAUCAUUGUCCCUGGAUUGAUAACUGUGUUGGUGCCUUAAAUCAUAAAUAUUUCCUGGGUUAUCUGUUUUUCUUGAUGGGUAUGAUUACAUGGUGUUUAUAUGGAUGUUAUCUGUUUUUUAGUGCGGAACUAUCCUUUGAUUUUUAUGAGGAAGGUAUAACUGGUUCGUUACGAAAGAUAUUUAGAGUAUCACCAUGGGUCGGAUGGAUUGGUGCUAACGCCAUCUGUCACAUGAUCUGGGUUUCAUGUUUAUUCAUCUGUCAAUUAUAUCAGAUCAUGUGGUUAGGGAUGACAUCCAAUGAAAGAUUAAAUAGUUACAGAUAUUCCAUAUUUCACGAUAAACAGCCUGAAGCUGGUGGUCAUAGUCAUCAACAUUCAGAUAAUUGUCAUCAUGAUCAAAAAGAUCCUAAAAUAAGCAGCCCUUUCCAUCGAGGGAUUUUCCAGAAUUUAAACGAUAUUUUAAAAAUACGAAUCUUUGGGAUAUUGAGACCACUGCAAGUUGAUUGGACGACCAAAUAUGAGUUAAAUGAAAGUGAUAACUUACGACACAGAAAACCUUUCAACUCUCCACGAGAAAACUACCAGUUUGUUUAAAAUGGACAAUCUCUACCAUACUGGCUGAACUGUAGUGGUUAACGACUGGAUAAUCUUGUCCAGACUGAGGAACUCUUAGAUAAAAACUGACUCAACUCUAGUUAUUUACAACUCGAUAAUCUCAACCAGACUGGCUGAACUCUAGUUAACAACUGCCUGAACUGUAGUUAUUAACAACUGUAAAAUCUCGACCAGACUGGUUGAACUCUAGAUAUUAACAACUGGAUUAUCUCGACCAGAUUAGCUGAACUCUAGAUAUUAACAACUGGAUAAUCUCGACCAGACUGGCUCAACUCUAGAUAACAACUGGCUCAACUUUAGUUAUUUACAACUGGAUAAUCUCAACGAGCCUUGAAUUCCUUUUCUCUAUAUUAUCAACUUUCUCUUCUCUAGCUUAAAGUUAUAUUGUCUCUCUCUAAUUAUUAUGUCUGAUCAGGUUCAUAUUAUUUUACUAGACGAAAUAAGUCAACCACGAUGUACUUUUGCUCUAGAAAUAAGAGAAAAACUGCCAGAUCAGACAUGAUAAUUGUGUAGCAAUAUUAUUUUCAGUAAGCUGAAAGUGAAAAAACGUCAUCAGUCAGGAGGUAAUUGGUAGUUGAAAUAUUGCUAGCCGGAUGUGGAUACUGUGUUUGACAAGGCAUAUACUGGAUGUGGGCGUAGCCUCUCUCUGUUUUUGUAAGCCUGGGCAAUCGCCAUGUUUGUUGUACAACUUGAAAACAAGUAUGGCGAUUGUUUAAGGUAUGAAAUUUUUUUUUAUUUAAUUAUUUCUUGUAAUUGGAGUUCAGGUUUAAGCUGUGACAAAAUAUAUAUUUAUAUAUCGGAGGACCUCACCAAGUCUAAAUCAGAUAUUGGUCCUUGAGGGGUCUGUUGGCAGUAAAUUAUGAAAUAACAGCCUCCAGUAAAUUUAAAAUGUUAAAAAAAAGAUCUUUAGAAAUCCCAUAAGUUGUUUUGUGAUAAAAAUAACCCAACAUUUGUGUAAAUUUCACAAAACGAUUUAUAAAAUUAUUAUUAUUUUGUGACUAAUUUUAGGAUCAGAUCUUUAAAUAUGAUUAUAGUAAAUAAACAUUAUUUAUUUAAGAAUUGCUGAAGUUUUUCCAGAAGGACUUGGCAUAUUAAAAUGAAUCAUAUACAAAUAUUGCUAGAAGCCAAAUUUGUCAAGCUGUUAAAGAUUGCAUUAUGUAAGAGCUAAAUCUGCCUAUUGUAGGCGAUUUUUAUGGGUCAAAUGUCAUAUAUAAACUAUUAUUUAGACAUUUAUUAACAUAACAAACCCAUAAUUAACUCUCUAGAACAUCGGGUGGCAGAGAUCUUGAAUGAAAUAGAAAACUGUCAUUUAAUAAUUUAAUGUUAAAAUGGACAAUUAAUACUGAUAUUUUGUUUAUUAGCGUAACAAUGGUACAUGACAAUCAUGACUAUUUCGGGUAAAAUUUGUCAGAACUUCAAACAUUCAUAACUAUGCUCAGAAUAAAGUAAUUUGCCGGAAAUUUUCAAUAUAUUCAUUUUGAAUUAGUUAUUAUAGCAAAGACGACCAGUUCUUUAUCUAAAUCUUACAUAAUGUAUCUUUAAAUCUAAUAUUAUAGAUAUUUUUUAAUAUCACUUAUUAUAUAAUUAAGUAUUGCUCAAUAUACAUCUAUUGUAAUCUUAAAUAAACUAUUUUAAAGACGUAUUUAAACAGGACAUCAUGUUUCUGAAAUCAUCUUAAUUAAAUUUAAAAUGUAUCAUCAGGCCAGGUUCCGAUUUCACAAAAUAUUCUCAGACUUAAGUUAAAGCGAAAAUUUCAUAUUUUUAAGUUAUAUUUUUAAAAUGUAUUAAAAUAAAGCCUUAAAAUAGAUGGUAUCCAUAAACAGUCCUACCUUGUUAAAGAAUAAUCCUAUUAAUCCUAUAAUUCACUAUUGCCAACUGUGAAAUUGGCAAAAAUAUCAUUUUCAACUUCAAAUUCAAACAUUUGAAGAUAUCUAUUCCAUGGGUAGGGUGACCCAUGCACUCUACAGAAAUACAGUCCACCGCUGAUAGUUCGAGACUACCACUGACGCGUGCACAUUCGCCGUUUCGAGACCAACUUUCUGACAGUAUGAUACUAUAAAUAGCCAUGGCACGUGCAAUUCUCUACAAAUCUAUCAACUAUUACAGCCGUAAAAAAUUUAUUGUUGACGAUUUUGAAUAGCAGUAAAAUUAAGCUUCAUAGCUAUUACAGCAGAUUUAGAAAUUACGUUUGUUUCAUUUUUUAAAUCGCUUUAUCAUUAACUGUACCGUUAAGAGCGGCAUCUUUUGGUUAGGUACAAAUAAUAUCUCUGAAACACUCGGGUUAGACAGGAACAUGAUACUAGCAGUAGUUUCAUAUUACUUUUACAAGCUUCUUAAAACAAUUGUUGAGCUAGCUAACGUGCUUAUUUCUAAAUUCAAUUUCUUGUUCUAGCUUUCUGUUAUGUUUUGUAAAAAAGUAGUCUUGAUUAUCCCGACCUGUCAAUCAGACGUAGAAUGGUCGAUAGACUGGUUAAGCAAGACUAAUUUCAAAACAAGGACACGUAACCUAUCUUUUACUCAAAAGUGUCUGGAUGUUAUGGGCGACACUUGGAACCAGUUUUCAGUCUAUUAUUUAUAGAUGAUUAAUGGUCAUAGUUUAUUAAGUACAACAUGAUCGUUUAUUUAGUGACUAUAAUUGUGUGAAACUGAUUUGAGGCUUGGCAUAUUUAUAAAUAUUGUGGCGUAAUUGUCGAGAUAUUUGGAGAUAUUUAUUUAUGGUGGGUCACCCUACCAUGGGGGGAAUAGAAAAACAAGGGAGGUAAUUGUGUUAUUAUUUCCGUUGUGAAGAUUUUUAAGUGUGAGAAAGAUAACCUAUGAUCGUAUAAUAGUGACUUGACAACCUAUUGAGCAAAAGACAUAAAAAUAAUUAUGUUUUGACUUUCUUAUAAAAUAUGAAAUUCUCGCUUUAAGAAUUUACUCAGAAAUGUUUGCCAUAUUUUAACUAAAAUAUAGCCCUUUAAAAACUUUUGUUGUUUUAAUGUAUCAAAUACAUCAAUAAGAAACUAUGUGCAAAGUUUUAUGUUUCUAGAUCAAAGAUAUUUCUCAUAAACAGUGAUUGAAAGUUGAGUAAAUUCUUAAAUGAAGUCUGAAAAUGCUUUGUGAACUUGGGGACAGGUCACAAUUGACAAUGUAUCCAAAUACCGCUAAUUAAUCAUACAUUCAAAUGACAUCCACCGCCAUUCUACAGUUUUAACUGUCAUCACCUUGUUACUAUUCCAAUCCAAUAUUUACCACUUUGUGUGACCAUGACACUUCUCACAUGAACCUAGACAACAGGGGCCUGUUUCACAAAAUUUUAACUAAGAUAAAAUCCAAAUUUUAGUAGAUACUUCAAUUUUUAUUGGCUAAUCACAGAAAUCAAUCUAAUAUUAUCCAAUCAAAUUACUAAAAUUUGGAUUUUAUCUUAGUUAAAAUUUCGUGAAACCGGCCCCCCGAUUUCUCUCAUCUCAAGUAUUAUUUAUUUAAAUGUAUUAAUGCUGUUUUGUAUUCAAUAUGUCAUGUUUAUCUACUGGUUGGUUUAUAACAAGUGGCCGUCAGUGAUUGGUUGAAAUAAAAGUCUAAGUCUAUAGGGCUCUUAUUCACGAAUAUUUAACGUAAACUAAAAUAUUUUAAUAAUUCGGCAUUUUCAUUGGUUGAGAAUUUAACUUAGCAUUUAACCAGUCAAAAGGGAGCAUUCUUAAAAUAUUUCAGCUUUAAACCAAUCAAAAGAGGGCAUUCUUGAAAAUAUUUUAGUCUAAGUCUAUAGGGCUCUUAUUCACGAAUAUUUAACGUAAACUAAAAUAUUUUAAUAAUUCGGCAUUUUCAUUGGUUGAGAAUUUAACUUAGCAUUUAACCAGUCAAAAGGGAGCAUUCUUAAAAUAUUUCAGCUUUAAACCAAUCAAAAGAGGGCAUUCUUGAAAAUAUUUUAGUUUUAAGAUUAUAUGAAUAUAUAUCAAGGGUAACAGUAGGCGGAAUCAUUUUAAAACCACCCAUUUUUGUUUUUUAAACUAAAUUUCAUGGCAGCAAGAAAACCACCUCGUAACCAGAUUUGUAAUGGUUUUUUUUUUAAUAUGUAAAUAAUCUUUUUCUACUAAAAUAUCUUUAUAUUCUCAUCAACGAAUUAUCAUGUAUUUGGUAACCAGUGUCAAAAUUUGAAAAAAAAAGUUAGAAUUAUAAACAGUCUGUUCUGAUAGAGUGUGAAGAUGAUUUCUUAAAAUCCGACAGCUGUCAGUCGGUUUCAGUUGACAAAAAAAAUUAUUUUAGGGAUCAAUAAUCUCCUGUGGAGACAAGCAGCAAACAGUCAUAUUUAAUCUUGUUUAUUUUCAUGCCUUUGGUAUAAGCAGAUGUUAAAUAAAGCUAUUUCAUUCAUAUACACGUCUUAUUCUUGACGGUACAAUAGCUAAACCAGUUUAACAAUAUCCAAAGAUAUAAAAUCGGCUGAAGUUUGUCUUCUGAAUGUCGUUUCGCGAUUCAAACACUCGUUGCUUCAUACAUAAUUUGGUUUAAAAAAUGGACCGUUUCUGAAUACAUUCAAAAUGGAAUCGGGUAUUAAUUGUGCCAAAAUUUGUGACCAUAAAGUAGGAUAAACUUUAAUUUUAAUAGAGAAAUAUUCACAUCAUUUUAAAAUAACCUUAUAAUAUACUUGUACCAAGUAGAGGCCACAGAUUAAUAGUUUUACAGAUGAAAUAUAAUAAUAGAUAGAAAUUGACUUAAAUACCUUUUAUUGGGAUAAUGCUAAAUGAUAAGGCCAGCUCAACUUUUCGUCAUAGGUCACAAGAUGUAAACAGGGCUAGCGCUAAUCCCAACCCUAACCCUAACCCCAAUGCUUACACUAACACUAAACUACAAUCUCGACAUUAUGAUCACAUGCCCUAACCUUAUUUACAUCUCAGCGACCUAGACAAAAAUUGAGCUGGCUUUAACAAAUAGAUUUAACCCUUGUAUUGCGUGGAAGGCUAACUUUGUCCUUGUCACUCUGAACACGACAAUGACUGUUAAUAAUUGUAUACGAUAUCAUUAUUCAUAACAGAAAAAAAAACCAAUUCCUUGCCUUACUAAAAGUCAGGUAUUUUUAACAAAUGUUAGUUAAACUCCGUGAAAACCACUAGAAAUUUGUACGAUCCGAAAAUUAACAUUUUAGGCUCUUCUACUAUCUCGGCGGUGGUUUGACUUAUUUCAGAUUUUGUAAACAAACCGAUGUAAAUUUGUAUUCAGUUCGGAAAUCACCAAAGUGUUAAUGCCUUAUUGAGAGGUUUGAACCAUAAAAGGUAUUUUAGACCAGAACAAAAUGGAUAGCUUUUGUUUAUCAGUUGUUUUAGCUAUUAUGCAUUAUUCUAUGUUCUUUAAAUCAUUAAAUUGUGUGUGUAUAUAUUAACUGUAAUUUUAUGUUAAGUAAAUCAUUAAAUUCGUAGAAAUAAUCCAAUUUCAUUUACUGUGAAUAUAUUUAGUGUUAUUUUGUAUAUAUUGUAGUGUAAUUUUGAAGAUAACAGUGUUUAAUUGACACGUUUGUUGCUUUAUACCUGUGUGCUUUAAUGUUAUAAAUACCCUUUUUAUAUACUGUUUACCUGUCUACGACCUGGCCCAGGUUUCAAAAAGAAUUCUCAGACUUAAGUUAAGAAUUUACUUAACUUUCGAUCGCUGUUUAUGAGAAAUAUCUUUGAUCUAGAAACACAAACCUUUGCACAUAGUUUCUCAUUGAUGUAUUUGAUACAAUAAAAAAAAAAGUUUUAUAAAGGGCUAUAUGUUAGAUAAAAAAGGCGAACAAUUUUGUGUAAAUUCUUAAAUUAAGUCUGAGAAUGUUUUGUCAAUCUGUUUAGAACACAGAACCAAUUUUGUUUCGUUUUUUAUAGAUUUAAAUUCGAUUUAUUUGUCUGUAGGAUCUCGAACAGUUGGUAUAUAACCUGCUUUCUGGAUGGCAUGAGGGAUUAGCCAACGAAACCAUCUGUUACGGCGACUUCUUGGCAUGCGAUCUAGGGAACUGUGGGUAAUCCACCAGAAACGUCAAGGCUGAUUGAUUAAUCAAUGUUUGACGUCAUAGGGUCAAAAACCUAAUGUACGACCUCUGACACGACCUUUCACUACAACCAGUCAGAUCUUCAUGUAGUGUAGGCCAUCGAAAGUAUAAAAAAAAAACGAAACGAAAUAUAGAUCUGUCUUUUAAUCAGAUUGAUGAUUUGUAAAACCGGGGCCAGGGUGCUCGUUGAAGCAAGUGUUCGCUGAUUAGGAGUGCACGCCCGAGCAAGUUCUACUGUAUUAUGAAUACAUCUGUUUUGUUUUAAUUGCUCAUGUAUAACACUGUUAGAGUAUUGUUUCACAUCAUAUAGUGUAACUUAUCACCCUAGCUUUAAUCUAUUAAUUUAUUUUACUGUUUCACAUAUUUAAAGAGGCUUCAGAACCUUGAACUAGAACAAAAAUAUCAGAGCAUUGUUCACGACAGUCCAAUGAAAUGAAAUAGGGCAGUGGGCUAUGCAGUGUGCUAUGAGGAAAAAAAUGAACUGUCGACAACAUGAACUGUCGACAACCACUAUAGGUUACAAUGCUUAUGUUUGUACAGAGUCUUAAAAGCCGCUGUAACUAGAUCAACCUCAAAGUUUUCAGGUAAUCAAAUCAGAACGUCCCUGGAUACUCAAAUCACUGCAAAUCUGAAAUUAUUAAAUUACCGAUCGACAAAGAACCUCAAGGUGCUGCACAGAGUCUGAAAAUGGUCAUAAGGUUAUCUCAAUGAUUAAUUUGCAAGCCUCGCUCAAAGCGUGCGCAAAAUGUUUUGAGACAUUUAUUAUAACUGUAUAUUCGAAUCGCGUUAAAUCCAAAAAUAUUCUUCAGACUGACAACAAUCUCCAAGGUGCUGCUGAUGUCUCUUUGCCCAUUUCUAUGUUUGUUUCUCUGUUUUUUUUGAAAAAAUAUUGAUAAUGUCAUAAUAUUUGAGAUAAUGUGUAGAAUUUGUUUAUAUAUAUAGUAAUUAAUUAUUGACUUAUCAUCCUUGUUUGAUUUUAAUAAAACUUUAAUAUUAUUAA